UCUAACUUUAAUUCAGAAUUAUGAAUCUUAGUAUUAGUAAUAGUCUUUUAUCAGAUUCAGGCCUCUACUUCUUCCUCCUGGCCACAUGUUUGUUUAGUCUUCCGGCGGCGGCCGCCACUGAUACCCUAAAAACAGGGGACUCCAUUAACCUGUUGAGUAGCCGCCGUACCAAUACGCUUGUAUCCGGUAAUGAAAGAUUUGAGCUUGGAUUCUUCAACCCAGACGGUAGACGACUCUGUUGGUUCCUCGGUAUACGCUAUAUGAUUAUACAACCGUUAACAUUUGUUUGGGUAGCUAACCCAGUUUCUCCAAUUUUAACAAGAAGCGGAGGUGCAUUAAUCUUUCUAAGAAACGGCUCUCUAGUGUUACAGGACGGUAAUGGUGGAACUCCUUUCAUGGCCGGAAACUCGAUUGUCGGAGUUUCGAGGACUCUGACGCUUAAAGAUUCCGGCAACUUGGUUUUAACUGAUGAUUCCUCGGAGACUCUGCUCUGGCAGAGCUUUGAGCACCCAUUGGACACUUUCCUUCCCGGGAUGAAAAUGGACGGAAAUAUGGAGCUGAAUUCUUGGGCGCCAAAGUGUGAAGGUAAUAUUAAUCGAACAGGAGAGUACACGUUUAGAGUGGAUGAUAGUAACGAGGGAAAACGCAAUAUUUCGGUGGUUAUAAGAAACAAAUCGAGCACGAAUUGGAAAAGCCCGGAGUUAUCCUACGGGUCCGAUCAAUUAUUCGAGCCGGUACGCGACUUGUUGCUAAAUAAUAGUGCCGGUUAUUACGAGUCAAGUCGAUUGGUGAUGAAUUGGACCGGGAAUAUUCAAUUAUGGGACAUGAGCACGAAUCCGAUGACACUGGUCUGGUCUGCGCCGGACCCGGGUAAUCCGUGCAGUAAAUACCAAUAUUGCGGCCAAUUCGCCAGCUGUAAUAGCGAAAACGUGCUAUAUCCCUGUCGAUGUCUUCCGGGAUUCAAACCAUUGUCAUCAACAUCGGAGGAUUGUUUGCCUUCCAAACCUGUCGGUUUGGAAGGGAGUAAUGACGAGUUUGUAAAGAUUAAGGUGAAGAAAGUGAUUAAGAACAAUACUAAUUUAGACGAGGCAAGAAAUGACAGUGAUUGCAAAACCGAAUGUCUGUUGAAACACCAAUGUAAGGCUUAUGCGUACCACCGAAAUUCAUUAAGUUUACGCUCAACGGAAGAUGAUGUCAAGAGUGGCGAUUGUUUCAUAUGGGACAAUGAUCUUAUUGACAUAGAGGAGAGUUCUAAAAUUACCGACAACAACGACUACGAUAUUUAUGUACGAGUUGCGGCCGCGGACAUAAGAUUGACGAGUAGGCAAUGCCAGAAUUGCGGAUAUUAUAACUUAAUCCCGUAUCCACUCAGCACCGGCAAAAAUUGCGGCGACCCUAACUACUCCGGUUUCACCUGUAACAACUCAACUUCAAGUGGCGAGCUUUUGUUCACAAUAGCGAAUUUAUCCUUACCAGUCAUCAAAAUUGAUGAAGAAAAUCGUAGUUUUUAUCUCCAGCUACCCACUACGGACAACUGUAGCAACACGAUGAAUUACCUGCAGAAACCAAACCCAUUCUCCUCCGUUAGUUGUGAAUACCGCCCCAGCACUCUGAAUUCUAGUUUACAGAUUCCUAUUUUUAAAAUCAUUUGGGAUCCGCCGCCGGAACCAACCUGCAACUCCGGCCAAGAUUGCCGAGAUUGGCCCAAUUCAAAUUGUAAGAAUCAUAGAUGCAUUUGCAAUCCAAACUAUAAAUGGAAUGGAACGAGUUUGAUCUGCACAAAAGUGCAAGAAUAUGGCGGCGGCGAUCCGAGUAAGCACAUCAAGAUUGCGGCAAUUAUAGUGGCAACGGUCGUUUUUGGUAUUUUACUUUUAUGUCUUCUCUCUUGCCUUGCUUAUAGAAGAACCAUUAGCAGAAGACGAAGAAGAGAGAGUGAUGAACACUUAGGACGCCUAUACAAUACAGAAAAACGAGUAAAGGAUUUGAUGGAUACUGGAGAAUUCAAUAAGGAAGACAAGAAAUGCAUUGAUGUUCCCUUUUUUGAUUUGAAAAUGAUUCUAGAAGCUACAAAUUACUUCUCAGACCAGAAUAAACUCGGACAAGGCAGUUUUGGCAAUGUUUAUAAGGGUAUAUUUCACGGAGGCCAAGAGAUUGCAGUGAAGAGAUUGUCGAGUAAAUCUAUUCAAGGAUUGGAAGAAUUCAAAAACGAGGUUGUCUUGAUUGCCAAGUUACAACAUAGAAACCUAGUUAGGCUUUUGGGUUAUUGCGUGAAGGGUGACGAGAAGAUUUUGCUAUAUGAAUACAUGAAAAAUAGAAGCUUGGACGCUUUCAUAUUCGAUCGCACACUUUGCUUGACUAUAGACUGGAAGAAACGUUUUGAAAUCAUUAUGGGAAUUGCUAGAGGACUUCUUUAUCUUCACCAAGAUUCUCGAUUGAGGAUCAUUCAUAGGGAUUUAAAAACAAGCAACAUUUUGUUGGACGACGAGAUGAAUCCUAAGAUAUCCGAUUUUGGAUUGGCUAGAAUAAUUGGGGGGUCCGAAACAGAAGUAAACACCUUGAGGAUCGUUGGAACAUAUGGUUAUAUGUCGCCAGAGUACGCACUAGAUGGAUUAUUUUCAAUGAAGUCUGACGUGUUCAGUUUUGGAGUUAUAGUGCUUGAAAUUAUUAGCGGGAGAAGAAAUACAGGAUUUUACUAUUCUCAUCAAGCCGUGAAUCUAUUAGGCUAUGCGUGGAACUUAUGGAAUGAGGAGAAUAUUUACGGCUUGUUGGAACAGUCAUUGGUUGAAUCAUGUAAUAGAGGGGAGGUACUGAGGUGCGUAAAUAUAGGUCUUCUUUGUGUGCAAGAAGAUCCAGAUGAUCGUCCUACCAUGUCCAACGUUGUCUUUACACUUGGAAAUGAAACUGCCACUCUCCCAAUCCCCAAACAACCUGCUUUUGUAGUGAAAAAAUGGUUGAGAAACGGUGAAUCUUCGAGUUCUAGUAAACCUGAAAUAAAUUCCAACAAAUUAACAAAUACAUUGGAAGAAGGCAGAUGAAAUAAGAAUUUGAAGGAAGAGUUUCAUGUAAUCUAUUUGUCUUAUUUGAUAGAAUAAGGUAAUAUUUUAUUGCAUUGGACAUAAUUAAGUGUUUACAAAUUAUUACUAUUUUGUUUGCACUAUUAACUAAAUUUCUAAUCUUUUGAGUACAAUUUCUUUACUAGUUAUUAUUUUCUGAUUUGGAAUUUUUCCAUUGUGUGCAUAA
Impatiens glandulifera is the source of this 3240-nucleotide messenger RNA. RefSeq names its product G-type lectin S-receptor-like serine/threonine-protein kinase At4g03230. Bases 21 to 3035 code for a protein of 1004 amino acids. Gene Ontology annotation, molecular function: ATP binding; protein kinase activity. The record is from RefSeq and is a predicted model, not a curated record. The transcript is spliced from 8 exons. Gene Ontology annotation, biological process: protein phosphorylation; recognition of pollen. NCBI's taxonomy places the organism in Eukaryota, Viridiplantae, Streptophyta, Magnoliopsida, Ericales, Balsaminaceae.